This is a messenger RNA of Ostreococcus lucimarinus CCE9901, 1499 nucleotides long. RefSeq lists its product with no specific name. Gene Ontology annotation, molecular function: methenyltetrahydrofolate cyclohydrolase activity; methylenetetrahydrofolate dehydrogenase (NADP+) activity. Gene Ontology annotation, cellular component: cytosol. NCBI's taxonomy places the organism in Eukaryota, Viridiplantae, Chlorophyta, Mamiellophyceae, Mamiellales, Bathycoccaceae. The record is from RefSeq and is a predicted model, not a curated record. Gene Ontology annotation, biological process: tetrahydrofolate interconversion. The transcript has a single exon. The coding region runs from base 1 to 903 and encodes 300 amino acids.
AUGGGCGCGUCGCACAGCGCCGAAGCGGCGAUCAUCGACGGUAAGACGAUCGCGUCGACGAUUCGCGCGGAGAUCAAGGGCGAAGUCGACGCGCUGCGCGCGAAGCACGGUAAAGUUCCGGGACUCGCGGUGGUCAUCGUGGGCGAUCGCAAGGACUCGCAGACGUACGUCCGCAUGAAGCGCAAGGCGUGCGAAGAGGCGGGCAUCGAGAGCUUUCACGCCGAACUCCCGGCGAGCGCGAGCGAGGCGGAGGUGCUGGCGACGGUGCGGAAGUUUAACGCGGACGCGCGCGUGCACGGGAUACUGGUGCAGCUGCCGCUGCCGAAAGGGAUGAACGAGGAGCGCGUCCUGGCGGAGAUAUCGCUCGAGAAAGACGUCGACGGGUUUCAUCCGGAGAAUAUCGGGAAGCUGGCGAUGAAGGGACACGAACCGCUGUUUGCGCCGUGCACGCCGAAGGGGUGCGUGGAGCUGCUGAAGCGAAACGGGACGGUGUUAUCCGGAAAGAACGCCGUCGUCGUCGGACGAUCAAACAUCGUCGGCAUGCCGGCGGCGAUGCUUUUGAUGAAGGAAGAUUGUACCGUAACCGUGGUGCACUCUAAGACGCGGGAUCCGAAGAGAAUCUGCCGCGAAGCCGACGUCAUCGUCGCGGCGUGCGGGAGCGCGGAGAUGGUGAAGAAGGAUUGGGUGAAGAAGGGCGCCGUCAUCAUCGACGUCGGUACGAACAGCGUGGACGAUAAGACCAAAAAGGCUGGCUAUCGCUUGGUCGGCGACGUCGACUUUGCCGAGGUUAAGAAGGUGGCGAGCGCCAUCACGCCCGUGCCGGGCGGCGUCGGUCCCAUGACCAUCGCGAUGCUUCUCUCCAACUGCCUGGAUUCUGGCAAGCGAGCCAUCGCCAAGGCGUAAUCUCAUCUUUCGCUCGUCCAUGGGUCCUCUAUUUUUAAUACGUAUCGUCGUUGAAUUCAUUCUUCACUCUCGUUCGUCCCCGCGUCCCGAAGUUCAAACGCCGACCAGCUGUCGCCAGUCAUCGCCGCGCCCUUCGCCAUGCGGGGCGCGCCCCCGCCCCUGUACCCGUGGCAGGCCGAAGCGAUAAACCUCGUCGCCGCGUCGCGUCGCUCGCUGUGCUACACGGCGCCCACGGGCGGCGGUAAAAGUCGCGUCGCCGAUGAGUUGUUACGACUGUCCCUGACAAACUUUCCCGCGGCGAAAGCGCUCGUCGUGCUGCCGUACGUCGCGCUCGUGCGGGAAAAAGUGGCGUCGUUGGAGUCGUUGUUACGCCCGCUCGGGAUCAAGGUGAGGGGCUACGCCGGGGUGGAGUGCGAGGGGGCGCCGUUGGGGAGCUCGAGAGAGCGCUGCGCGGUGACGACGAUUGAAAAGGCGUCGUCGUGCGUCAAUAGACUGUUCGAAACGGGCGAGAUAUCGCUGCUCAGCGUCGUGGUGGUGGAUGAGCUGCACAUGGUCAGCGAAGACGAACGUGGGUGCGCGCUGGAGGGGAUGUUGGC